AUCUACUUUUAAUUUUCAGGUGACUAUAGAGGCUGUAAGAGGGCCAGGCUCCUAUUCAGACAUAGCUAUUGAUGAUUUGUACAUCUUUAAUGGAACAUGCAACCCCUCUCUGUGCCAUCCAUAUUCAGAGCCGAGUGUAAACUGUACUUUUAACGGAGCGACCUGUAACUAUAGCAACACUGACCCCAACUCCCAGUGGAAGAUCGGUGGAUCGUUCAAUUAUGGAAUAGAUCUUCCAGAUGAUCACACAGUUAGCAAUGGUUCUUUCAUGUUCUACCAAAACUUGAAUGGAAAUGAAGGUGAUAGUGCUACCUUAAAAUCGCCUAACUUUACAUCUCCUUCAAAUGCACACUUGAGAUUUUACUACCACAUGAAUGGAGCAAUGACGGGGCACUUCACGGUGUGGGCUGAGGGCAGAGAGGGACGUCGUCUGGGGGAAAUAUUACUCCAAAAACAAGGGGAGCAAGGAAGCCAGUGGAACAGCUUCUGCUCAGUGAUACCCUCUGACACAGAAAUGUCGCUGAUUUUCAAGGCCACUCGAGGCACGCUAGGGCUUAAUCACGUCGCCAUUGAUGAUGUCAUAGUGGACAGUGAAAAUUGUCCUU
Molecule: messenger RNA, 605 nt
Organism: Saccostrea cuccullata (small rock oyster)
Lineage: Eukaryota; Metazoa; Mollusca; Bivalvia; Ostreida; Ostreidae
Product: thyroid hormone-induced protein B-like
Exons: 2
Cellular component (GO): membrane
Source: RefSeq, a predicted model, not a curated record